AUGACAGAGAAUAUCGACGUUUACCAGAAUCAAAUAGCUUUAGCUAGAACCGAAAUUAAAAAUCUAAGACAACGAAUUUCAGCUUUAAAACAAGAGCAUCAAAAGGAAAUUAAACAUAUAAAGUCUACCCUGAAUAACCUUCGCUGUUCAAGUUGUGCAGCGGAAGCUUCAACAGUAGAGAAUAACUAUAACAAGAAUGAUGCUUCAGUACCUCAAACUACCAGUAAUAUGACUUUUCGACCUAUUGGGUACAUUGAAACUUCUUUCAAUAAUAAGAGAGGAGUGCCAAGACAGCCCUCACUUUUGACCAAUGUAAAAGGGGCCGUUGUUGUUGAUACAAAUGUUUUUAAUAACCCUGAGCAUGCUCUUGAUGGAUUAGAAGAAUUUUCUCAUAUGUGGAUCAUAUUCUAUUUUCACAUGACAGAUAGCACCAAUGUACCAGCAAAAGUAUCACCACCACGGCUUGCUGGUGAAAGACGAGGUGUUUUCUCCACUAGGUCUCCUCAUAGACCUUGUCCGAUUGGAUUAUCUCUUGUCAAAAUUCAUAGUAUUGAAGGAAACAAAAUUUAUUUCAAUGGGGUAGAUAUGGUGAAUGGAACACCUGUACUUGACAUAAAACCAUAUAUACCACAAUAUGACUACCCACAGACAUAUGGAGAGGCUUUGUCAGCAUUAGAAAGGCCACCAACGGAAGGAAUUAACGAUCCAGUGGAAAUAGUGGCUAAUUUACAUAUAGAUGAUGACUCUUUAUCAGUUAGAAGCUUGAGUCCUCGCUUAGCACAGCCAAUUGGAAUUGAUACAUCGAGUCCAUUAUCGUCACCUUUGAACAUGCUAUCACCUGGAAUCGACCGUGUGACACCAAUCUCGCCUCGAGUAUCACCAGCAAGCGAAGAUUUACUCGAUGGACCAGUUUCAUCACCGAUUCGCAGAGUGGAUACCGAAAGAGGUGCACCAGACGGUCAAGAAAGAUUUACACCGCCCCAAAACCAUUUGAAUGUGAAUCAAGAUGGAAUUCGCGUAGCAUCGUGGGUAAACAACCCACCAGCUCUAAAAUAUCAAGUGAUAUUUACAGAUGAUGCACUUCACAGAUUAAAUAAUUUGAUCGGAGACAGGGCGGCUUCGUUCAAAACUAACAUUGAAAACCUUCUGUCAGAAGAUCCCAGAUCAGUUUACGUGAGAACCAGAUAUCCUGACCAUGAAUAUAGUUGUGUGCUAGAAGAUUUAUCCGUCAGUUGUGUUUUUGAUGAAAAUUUAUGUGUAUGUAAGAUUGUAGCUCUUAGAAACGCUGAAGACUUGCAAAAU
Molecule: messenger RNA, 1302 nt
Organism: Brenthis ino (lesser marbled fritillary)
Lineage: Eukaryota; Metazoa; Arthropoda; Insecta; Lepidoptera; Nymphalidae
Source: the annotation of a GenBank genome assembly